This is a messenger RNA of Symbiodinium sp. CCMP2456, 1206 nucleotides long. NCBI's taxonomy places the organism in Eukaryota, Dinophyceae, Suessiales, Symbiodiniaceae. The record is from the annotation of a GenBank genome assembly.
AUGGCUUUCAUGCAGUUCCAGGCCCUUCUGGGCUCAAGUCCUCGUGCUGGCUAUGUAUUGCGGGCCUAUGCUGCUGGUCACCACAAGCUUUACACUGCCAAAGAGAGAUGGGCGCAAAUGCUCAGAUUAUGUAGGCGCCGAAGUUUCCCAACCAUUUCCGCCGACGUCCAGGCUUUGCACACAUUUUUCAGUCUGGGGAAGUACGAGGAGUGCGCAAGACUCUACGACAAGAUCCUUGCAGACACGCCGGAUGCAGUUCAUCCAGCAGUCCUGGAACUUGGUCUUAGAUGCUUCGGGCUGCUGCAACAAAAGCAACGGGUGCAGGAGAUAUGGUCUGAGACUGAAAAGAGAAAUCUUUGCGACCAUGAGAUGUUCUUUGCCAUGCUCUGUGCCCUGGCCGACCUCGGUGACGUUGAGGGCGCUGCUCAGCUGGUGCAGCUAAUGCUCGAGGAGAACCAGGAAAUUAAUGAGCAUAUUCUUGGCUCUGCCAUCGACGCCUGCAAGAACCGAGAGCCUCCCAGUGCUUCGGCGGCUCGAUGCUUCUUCCAGGUUCUCGUGCAUGAGAGAGGCGUCCAACCCAGCAUUGUGGUCUUCACAAACCUGGUAGCAGCCCACCGAUUCGCGCCCGUUGCGCAGCUGACGACGGUCUACCAACAGAUGACUCAAGAAUUUGGUUUGCUUCCGAACCUGGUGUUCGCGGAGACGUACCUCGGCUGCGUGCUGCUCCUGGGCGACAAGUUCCAGAACGCCCGCAACGUGGAGGAGGUUAUGUCCGCCACCCCUCAACGCCAACUGAAACUUGAUCCUGAAGCCGACACGAGCUUUGAGGUCGCCGAUCGGCUGGCCGGGGUGGCUCAGAUCCGCCAGAAAGCCGCACGAGCCGCUCUCCGCGAUUUCCGGGCAGCAGGCUUGCGGCUUUCGAGGCUCUGCAAGAUCAUCGAGAAGUAUUUGUCCAAAGUUAACCGACAAAACAUGGCGCGAGAAGACGGCAUCCAAAAGAAGUGCAGAUGGCUGGUCGUCGUGGUGAAAUGUGAUCUGGCGGCUCGGUGGUUCUGCUCGCCGUCUAGAAAGGGCCUUUGCUGGGCCGCUGGGUCUCCUUUUGCACGACGGCCGGCCAUAGACAGCGUUGUCAACAACGUUUUCGAUACGAUCCUUUUGCCGGAGGCCUUCCUCGCGCUCGAGCCCAGCCUCCGCAGCAAAGUUUAG